Molecule: messenger RNA, 1876 nt
Organism: Tachyglossus aculeatus (Australian echidna)
Lineage: Eukaryota; Metazoa; Chordata; Mammalia; Monotremata; Tachyglossidae
Gene: ANXA8L1
Product: annexin A8 like 1
Exons: 13
Coding region: 100-1083 (327 amino acids)
Biological process (GO): endosomal transport; endosome organization; negative regulation of serine-type endopeptidase activity
Cellular component (GO): cytoplasm
Molecular function (GO): calcium-dependent phospholipid binding; calcium ion binding
Source: RefSeq, a predicted model, not a curated record
CAGAACAGCGGAGAGGGUAACUGGCUUCAGCAGCGCGUCUGAGGCAGUCUGUCAGAGGUCGUUCGUUCCGUGUAGGAGAAAAAGCAGAGAAAGGACAACAUGGCUUGGUGGAAGGCUUGGAAUGAACAAAAUGGUGUCACCGUGAAAGGCAGCUCUUACUUUAAUCCAGACCCAGAUGCUGAAACGCUCUACAAGGCCAUGAAGGGAAUCGGAACUGAUGAACAAGCUAUAAUUGAUGUCCUCACCGGGAGAAACAAUGCCCAGCGGCAACAAAUUGCCAAGUCAUUCAAGAAUCAAUAUGGAAAGGAUCUCACUGAAACCUUGAAAUCUGAGCUGAGCGGCAAGUUUGAGAGAUUGAUCGUAGCUCUCAUGUAUCCACCAUAUAAAUUUGAAGCCAAGGAACUGCAUGAUGCAAUGAAGGGUCUAGGUACCAAAGAAGGGGUCAUCAUUGAAAUCCUGGCAUCACGUACCAAAGCACAACUGAGGGAGAUCAUGAAGGCUUAUGAAGAAGAAUAUGGUUCCAAUCUGGAAGAGGACAUUAAGUCAGACACGAGUGGAUAUUUGGAGAGGAUCUUAGUGUGCCUUCUUCAGGGCAGCAGAGAUGAUGUGACUGGCUAUGUGGAUCCUGGCUUGGCUGUCCAGGAUGCCCAGGUACUCUAUGCUGCUGGUGAAAAGAUACAAGGGACUGAUGAGAUGAAGUUUAUCACCAUUCUGUGCACCCGAAGUGCUACCCAUUUGAUAAGAGUGUUUGAGGAAUACCAGAAAAUUGCCAAUAAGAGCAUCGAAGACAGCAUCAGGAGUGAGACCCAUGGCUCUCUGGAGGAGGCCAUGCUGACUGUGGUGAAGUGCACCAAGAACAUCCACAGUUACUUUGCCGAGAGACUCUACUAUUCGAUGAAGGGAGCAGGGACCCGUGACGGGACCCUCAUAAGGAAUAUCGUUUCGAGGAGUGAAAUUGACUUAAACCUCAUCAAAUGUGAGUUCAAGAAGCUGUACGGUCAGACCCUCUCCAGUAUGAUCAUGGGAGACACGAGCGGAGACUAUAAGCAAGCCCUGCUGACCCUCUGUGGGACGGACUCCUGAAGGACUUUGGAAGCCAAAGAUGAAGAUAAAAGCCAGACCACAGGCCAAUGAGAGAGGAAAUAAGUCACUGGGCUUUCAUUUUUAAUAUUUCUAUUUUCUUUUAUUUCUCUCCAAACCCCAAGCCUUUUAAGACGAUACCUUAACCAGUAUGGAACCAACCCAAAUGGAAGUAUCUUACCACUUAGUUCUAGAUCCAGGCAAAGCCAGAAGACAGCAUAAACAAAGGAAAUAAAGCUUCAGGGAACAACUCAAAAGAAAUUCUGCUCAAUGUCCUGCAGAUAUAGUAGUUUCACAGCAACUUGGGUUUUUUUUCCUAUUAAUGGGAGUUAUCUUGGAGGAAAUACUCAACCCAGGCAUUUAGGAGCAAAAUUUGAUUGGGACAGCACCAAAAUAGGACUUAAUAAUGGUAACAGUAAUCCCUGAAUUUAUUGAGCACUUACUGUGUACUAAGCAUUGAGGUAGGCGCAAAAUCAUCACACCAGACACAACCUCUGACUCACAUGGGACACCUUCAAAUUUCUUUCCAUAGCUUGAGUAUUUUUGAACUUCUCCCUAGAAAUACAACCCUUUAUGGAAAAAAUGAGGCAAAAUGAGGUUUCUAUGACUUCCGAAGAAAACAUUCAGAGACACUCAGUGGUCUCCAGUUCCUUGCUGGUCCAGAGCAAUGGAGUAAAUCUUAAUUACUGAGAGUAAUUGUGUUUAUGACUUCACAUCAGGGUGAGCUGGCUGCCUGGGGAAGCUGUAAUUUCUUUAUUGUGGUUUUCAGGCUAAUAAAGAUUUAUACAUUAAAACA